CCUUGGCUUCAGCCCGAGCAAAGAUUGAAGAAUAUAUGCGAGAUUAGGAGAUAUUACGAAAUUAUGAGUGGUUUACCCCGUGAAAUAUUGAAAUGGAUACAAAGUUUGGACCUUUCACACCCCGUACGAAAUACUAGAAGAGAUUUCUCAAAUGGAUAUCUGGUGGCCGAGAUUUUCUCUUGGUAUUAUCCACAAGAGAUUGAAAUGCACUCAUACGACAAUGGUACAUCCCUGCCUUGUAAACAUGGGAACUGGUCUCAACUACAGAGGUUUUUUCAACGUCAUAAAUUUGACAUUCCUAAAGAGGUUAUAGAGGGCACAAUCCAUUGCAAGCCUACUGCAGCAGCUUUGUUAAUGGAGAAGGUCUACUUCCUGUUGACAAACAGAAAAAUCAAGAUUGCAUCGGUAGGGGAUGAAUAUAAUUUUACUGAUAGCAACUACCAAGAGCAGCUUCCAGCUCAUGCAAGAUCUACAGCUUCAAUGGCCAUAAAAAAUAAUAUUGCAAACACAGAGUUCUCAACUGAUCCAGACCGCAUCCUCUGUCAACAAAAGGCCCAAGCUAUAAUUAAUGUCCACUUGGAGCAUAGAAGACAGGAAAGAGUUGAGGAUCCACGUCGUUUUGGUAUUCGCCCAACACUUGGCCAGCUGUGUCCAAGAAAAGUCCCCCCAUCAAACUACAAUGAAUCCUUACAAAGACCUCAAAGGCAUACAAAAGGACACAAAACUGAGGACAAUCCCGAAGGAAAUCAACCAGCAAAAUACACAGAAAUACAAGUAAAGCAAGUGACAGAUACAGGUGAAGGAUUCCUUCCUCCAAUACAAACUACUGGAAUGUACUCAAUGGUGCACUGAGGAUGGCAAUUGUGAAACCAAAUACCAUUUAAGAUAGUUAUUACAUUUUAGUCAGAAAUCCCAAUAAGAAUUCCUUGACAUGACAGUUCAUCAUUAACUAUCAACACUCAAUUAUUAGUAGUACGUGUGUGAAAAGUAGUUGUAACUUGUUUUUUUUUUAAGACUUCCAUGCUUUCGCUUUCAAGAUCCAAAUCUCAAUUUUCUACUUUCUCCAUCAAAGAUUUCAUAAUAAUUCAGCUGAGGAUUGUGAAGCACUAGUGAAAUACUUCCCUUUCUUGUUGCCACCUUCCUCCUUGACAGUGUAACAAUACUGAAAUGAGGAAGAAUUCUGUUCUUGUUGUCACAGAUAAAAUCCUUUGAGAACUCCAGCAAUGCUAAAUAUAUUUUCAUACCUGAUUUACCUUUCAAUCAAAUGUGUUCCAAUACUUGAUAUGUUCAAGAGGACAUCAGUUAAAGAUUAGGAGUUGCAUUUUUUUUUUUUUUUUUAAUUUCAAUGAUGUCCCUCCGCAUUAAAAUAUCUAAACCGCAUUGUUUCAAGGCAAAUUUUUAUGUAGAUAUUAGGAGUGUUAUGUUGUAAAUAAAUAAACCUUGCUAUGUUAAAGAGUUUUAACUUUACUUAUUGUUAGUGUGUGGACAAGCAUUCCUCUUGUCAAUAGUCCAUUUUACAGUUGUGUGCUUGGUUGCCAAGCCUUUGAAUGGGAGCGAGGCUAGGGAUGAC
Molecule: messenger RNA, 1570 nt
Organism: Stylophora pistillata
Lineage: Eukaryota; Metazoa; Cnidaria; Anthozoa; Scleractinia; Pocilloporidae
Product: spermatogenesis-associated protein 4
Biological process (GO): regulation of cytoskeleton organization
Cellular component (GO): axoneme
Molecular function (GO): microtubule binding
Source: RefSeq, a predicted model, not a curated record